CUCUCUCUACCUGUUGGUUGCUUGGUGCAGAACCAUGGCUGAAUCUUCUAGAAUCUUGCAGACAGCACUCCUUCCCUCAUUCUCUUCACACUACAAACCACAAAAGCAAAAACUGUCUCUCUCUUCCCAGACCUGGUUUAGGCACAAGCAGCUAGUUCACUGUUCAGUAUCCACAAGCGACACCACCAAAAGCACGGGGACCCAGAGUAUCCCAUGGGGUUGCGACAUUGAUUCCUUGGAAAACGCGUCGGCCAUGCAGAAGUGGCUAUCCAAUUCGGGCCUCCCUCCUCAGAAAAUGGCCAUACAGAAGGUGGAAGUUGGGGAAAGAGGCCUAGUUGCCCUGAAGAAUAUCAGAAAGGGCGAGAAGUUACUCUUUGUGCCUCCAUCUCUCGUCAUCAACGCUGAUUCUGAGUGGAGCUGUCCCGAGGCUGGUCAAGUCUUAAAACAAUAUUCUGUCCCAGACUGGCCACUGCUGGCCACUUAUCUGAUUAGUGAAGCAAGUUUUAAGGAGUCUUCAAGAUGGAGCAAUUAUAUCUCAGCCCUGCCCCGACAACCCUAUUCACUUCUAUACUGGACACAUACAGAACUAGAUAGGUACCUGGAAGCUUCGCAGAUUAGAGAGCGGGCAAUUGAAAGAGUCACUGAUGUCGUUGGAACCUAUGAAGAUCUAAGACUCAGGAUAUUUUCCAAAUACCCUCAUCUAUUUCCUGAAAAGGUAUUCAAUCUAGAAACUUUCAGAUGGUCAUUCGGCAUUCUGUUCUCACGCUUGGUGCGGUUACCAUCACUGGAUGGAAGGGUUGCCUUGGUUCCCUGGGCAGAUAUGCUUAAUCAUAGUUGUGAGGUGGAAACGUUUUUGGAUUAUGAUCAAUCUUCACAAGGAGUUGUCUUUACAACAGACAGGCCAUAUCAACCAGGUGAGCAGGUUUUCAUAUCAUAUGGCAAGAAGUCUAAUGGGGAACUAUUGCUUUCUUAUGGAUUUGUCCCAAAUGAGGGAACCAACCCCAAUGAUUCAGCAGAGCUGUCCUUAUCACUCAGGAAAUCAGACAAGUGUUACAAGGAGAAAUUAGAAGUUUUGAGAAAGCAUGGACUAUCUGUACCUCAGUGCUUCCCGCUACAAGUCACUGGUUGGCCGUUGGAGUUAAUGGCAUAUGCUUAUUUAGUGGUCAGCCCUCCAAAUAUGAAGAGGCACUUUGAAGAGAUGGCAGCUGCAGCAUCAAAUAAGUCUACCUCAAAAAAAGAUUUAAGAUAUCUUGAAAUUGAGGAAGAGGCUCUACAGUUCAUAUUGGAAAGCUGUGAAUCAAGCAUAUCAAAGUACAGCAAAUUCUUGCAGGCAAGUGGAUCGAUGGAUUUGGAUGUAACAUCUCCAAAGCAACUGAAUCGAAGAUUGUUCUUGAAACAGCUAGCGGUAGACUUGUGCACCAGUGAACGGAGAAUACUAUUUCGUGCUCAAUAUAUACUGAGAAGACAAUUAAGGGACAUCAGAAGCGGCGAGUUAAAAGCUUUGAGAAUAUUCGAUGGAUUCAGAAACCUUUUCAAGUGAAUGUUUCUGCUAGUGGCAAAA
Molecule: messenger RNA, 1561 nt
Organism: Carica papaya (papaya)
Lineage: Eukaryota; Viridiplantae; Streptophyta; Magnoliopsida; Brassicales; Caricaceae
Product: Rubisco methyltransferase family protein
Biological process (GO): peptidyl-lysine monomethylation
Cellular component (GO): chloroplast
Molecular function (GO): protein binding; protein-lysine N-methyltransferase activity; [ribulose-bisphosphate carboxylase]-lysine N-methyltransferase activity
Source: RefSeq, a predicted model, not a curated record